ACUUAAAAUUCCGAUUGAAACCACAAUCCGAAACCUGGUCAAAAAUAAAGGUCGAAUAUCGUAUCCAAAUUUAAAUAUUUUUCCGCCGAAUCAAUCAGUCCACAACGAACCGAAGAUGUCCGAACAGUUCAAGUUUAACGACGUCUUCAAUAGUCAAACAAUGCGCGGCCGCGCCAAUGUAGCCAAGGCCACCUGGGCCUCGGUGGGCCUGGUCUAUGUCCUGGUCAAGAUGCAUCGGCGCAACUCGAAGCGUCGCGAGGCGAAGCUCUACUGCAAGGGCUGCCAGCAGGCUUUGUUGCACGGCUAGAGGAUACUUGAUGCCAACUAUUCCAGCCCCGUGUGUCCGUACUCCUCCGAUCCGUCAAAGAAUCCAGUUCCCAGUCCCCCAGUUAAAAGCACAGUCCCAAGCCUCGUGUACUUUGUUGAGUCAAAUAAAUUUAAAAUCUCGACUUCGAA
Molecule: messenger RNA, 456 nt
Organism: Drosophila takahashii
Lineage: Eukaryota; Metazoa; Arthropoda; Insecta; Diptera; Drosophilidae
Product: ATP synthase membrane subunit K, mitochondrial
Source: RefSeq, a predicted model, not a curated record